Molecule: messenger RNA, 432 nt
Organism: Haemonchus placei
Lineage: Eukaryota; Metazoa; Nematoda; Chromadorea; Rhabditida; Trichostrongylidae
Source: the annotation of a GenBank genome assembly
AUGUCGGGAGCAUCGCCAAGGAAAUUCGCUGAAAAAAUCGCUAUUAUGAAUCGGAAGCAAAGUGAAGACGUUAACACCUUUGACAGCAUAAUGCGUGAGGUACGUCAAAUUACCAGUACCGAAACGCAAGCGAUUCCAUCUCCAUCGACGUCUUUGCAUCCACCACAAUGGAAUCAACUUGGUGGCUCGCUACCGAAUGUCCACCAAAUGCCCUCAUACCACCCAGAUUGGGGUAGUACUGGUUGGCCCAUGGAAGUCCAGUCUACGUACCAUCGAAGUCGAUCCCCGGAUCAGCAGCAUCCAAUGCUCUAUCAUCCUUAUGGAGGACGUGGGCAACGUUCACCUGAUCGAGUUCCACCGCUUGAUCCACACCAUGUGCCCUAUCCGAAUCCACAGCAUCAGUAUCUUGCUCCUGACCAGUGGAAUCAGUGA